Molecule: messenger RNA, 1552 nt
Organism: Neurospora tetrasperma FGSC 2508
Lineage: Eukaryota; Fungi; Ascomycota; Sordariomycetes; Sordariales; Sordariaceae
Exons: 4
Coding region: 1-1476 (491 amino acids)
Biological process (GO): tryptophanyl-tRNA aminoacylation
Cellular component (GO): cytoplasm
Molecular function (GO): tryptophan-tRNA ligase activity; ATP binding
Source: RefSeq, a predicted model, not a curated record
AUGGCGACCAACGUCAACGCCGAGGCGCUCAAGGAGUCGCCCAUCCCCGAUGCGAUCGAGAAGCACGCUGCCUCCAAGCAGACAGUGGACCCAUACAAUGUCCAAGGCGAAGUGGGCGAGGAUGGCGUUGUCAAAGCCAUCGAUUACAACAAGUUGAUCGAGGAGUUCGGCACCAAGAAGAUCGACCAGGCCCUGCUCGAUCGCCUCGAGAGGGUCACCGGCAAGAAGCCCCAUCGCUUCCUCAGGAGAGGCAUUGUCUUCUCCCACCGCGAUCUUGAGCUUAUCCUCGACCGCUAUGAGAAGGGCGAGCCCUUUUACCUCUAUACCGGCCGCGGCCCUUCCUCCGACAGUGUCCACGUUGGCCACACCAUUCCCUUCGAGUUCACAAAAUGGCUUCAAGAUACCUUUGAUGUUCCUCUGGUCAUCAUGAUGACCGACGACGAAAAGUAUCUCUUUUCCGACAAGAGAACGAUUGAGGAGGUUGAGGGCUACUGCAGCAACAACGCCAAGGACAUCAUCGCCGUCGGCUUCGAUCCCAACAAGACUUUCAUCUUCAGCGAUUUCCAGUAUAUGGGCGGCGCCUUCUACAAGAACGUUGUGCGCCUGUCCAAGCACAUCACUCUUAACCAGGCCCGCGCCAUCUUCGGCUUCAACGACAGCACCAACAUUGGUCGCAUUCACUUCGGCAGUAUCCAGGGUGCCAGCAGUUGGGCGUCGUCCUUCCCCCACAUCUUCGGCGAAGAUGAAUCCAAGACCGUCGCCAUUCCCUGUCUCAUUCCCUGCGCCAUUGAUCAGGAUCCCUACUUCAGAAUGACUAGAGAUGUCUCCGCUCGUUUGAAGUACAAGAACUCCAACAUCUCGUACGCGAAGCCGGCCCUCAUCCACUCCCGUUUCCUUGAUGCUCUGCAGGGCCCCGGCACAAAGAUGUCCGCUUCUGUCGACGAGUCUGCUAUUUUCAUGAGAGAUACCCCCAAUCAAAUCAAGAACAAAAUCAACAAAUAUGCCUUCUCGGGUGGAAAGGUCACCGUUGAGGAGCACCGCGAGAAAGGAGGUGACACUAACGUCGACGUUGCCUACCAGUACUUGCGCUUCUUCCUUGAAGAUGACGAGGAGCUGGAGAAGAUUCGCGUCGCCUACGAAUCUGGUGAAAUGUUGACUGGUGAUCUCAAAGCAAUCUGCAUCAAGGAGCUUCAAACAUAUGUCGCCGCUUUCCAGGAAAGGAGAGCCAAGGUCGACGACGAGGCUGUCAAGCUUUUCAUGACGACACGCCCUCUUAAGUGGAAUGGAAACCCGCGCGCCCCUGUUGUGGUGCCUCAGGUGCAAAACGCUGAUGGGGAGGCGGCCGCUGAGGGCGGAGAUGGAAAGUUGACCAAGAACCAGCUCAAGAAGCUCGAGAAGCAGAAGCAAAUAGAGGCCAAGAAGGCUCAGAAGGCUAAGGAGAAGGAGGAGAAAGACAAGGCGGCUGCCCAGCCUUAAAGGAAAGAAAGAAAGAAGAAAAAAAGAAAGGAGACAGCAAAGGAGGAGAUUCCUGAAUUGAAAUUCGUAUCAACCG